This is a messenger RNA of Mytilus trossulus (common blue mussel), 532 nucleotides long. Its product is annotated as prefoldin subunit 4-like. The record is from RefSeq and is a predicted model, not a curated record. Lineage: Eukaryota; Metazoa; Mollusca; Bivalvia; Mytilida; Mytilidae. Gene Ontology annotation, cellular component: prefoldin complex; cytoplasm. The transcript has 4 exons. The coding region runs from base 72 to 476 and encodes 134 amino acids. Gene Ontology annotation, biological process: protein folding.
AUUGUAUACACACCUAUAGUUUAACACGUUUUCCUCCCCAUACCCUUUUUACUCCACAUUCUAAACUCGUCAUGGCAAGCCCAAACAAACCCAAGGAUAAAGACAUCAAAGUAACUUUUGAAGACCAACAAAAGAUCAAUAAAUUUGCCAGAAAUAAUGCAAGACUUCAAGAUUACAAAGAAGAGGUGAAAAAUAAAAAGAAAGAGCUCCAAAAUGUAGAGGAUGCAGAAAAUGACCUUUUGAUGAGAGAAGAUGAUACAGAACCUGUUCCAUAUCAGAUUGGUGAAGUAUUUGUAAGUUUUACAACAGAUGGAGUAGGAGAAAUGUUAGAAAAAGCCAAAGCUACUUUAGAAGAGGAGAUCAAAACCAUAGAAAACCAGGCUGAAUUUCACAAAAAGAUACUCCAAGAUCUAAAAGUUGAGCUUUAUGCUAAAUUUGGAAAUGAGAUUAAUUUAGAGGCUGAAGAUGAUUCAUAGCUAUUGAACUCACUAAUAUAAUUUGAGACCAUUUAUAAAUAAAUUCAUUUCUGGUU